UAAAAAAAAGAAGAUCCCUUAUCCCUAGUGUUUCUUCAAUGGAGGAAACAAAUGAUUAACUAUGUUCAUGGAUUUUUUAACAGUUCUAUAUUUUGCUCCCAGUGUCCCUAUAGUGGAUGUCAAGAGAAACAUGUGAAAAGCAAACAAACAAAUGAAGAGUGGUUCUACAAAGAAAGAGUUUGUAACAAAUGAGAAGUAUUGUUAAUGUACCAGGGUCUAGAUGUUCAUCAAGGGUGAAUAAUUUAUAAUUGAAUCAUUUGAAUCUGAAAUAAAGACAGAGUUAAGAGUAUCUUUAUACAGUUUCCUUAAAACAAUCUUCUUUUCUUUUCCAAAUUUGACUCUGCUUUGUGGAAUCACAGAAUCAAACUAGUGUCUCAGAAUUCCUUCUCUUAGGGCUCUCAGCUGACCCAGAACUACAGCCUCUCCUAUUUGGGCUGUUUUUGUCCAUGUACCUGGUCACCAUUCUGGGGAACCUAUUCAUCAUGCUGACCAUCAGCUCUGACUCCCACCUCCACACCCCCAUGUACUUCUUCCUCUUCAACCUCUCCUUGGCUGACAUUGGUUUCACCUCUACCACAGUCCCAAAGAUGCUUAUGGAUAUCCACACUCACAGAGGAGUCAUCUCCUAUACAGGCUGCCUGAUUCAGUUGUCCUUUUAUAGUCUUUUUGGAUGUUUGGACAGUCUGAUUCUGACUGUGAUGGCCUAUGACAGGUUUCUGGCAAUCUGUCACCCCCUCCACUAUCCAGUUAUCAUGAACCCCCAGCUCUGUGGCCUGCUGGUUCUACUUUCUCUUAUCAUCAGCCUUUUGGACUCCCAGCUGCACUGCGUAAUGGUGUUAAAACUAAUGUUCUCUUCAGAUGUGGAGAUUCCUCAUUUCUUCUGUGACCCUUCUAAACUGCUCAAACUUGCCUGUUCUGACACUUCCUUCAGUAAAAUAUUAUUCUGUUUUAUUGUUGUCAUCUUUGGUGGAGUUCCAGUUUCCCUGAUUACUUUCUCUUAUAUUCAAAUUGUUUCCUCCAUUCUGAGAGUCCCAACUUCAGGUGUGAAGUAUAAAGCUUUUACUACCUGUGGCUCUCACCUGUCAGCAGUUUGCUUAUUUUAUGGAUCUAGCAUUGGGCUGUGCCUGAGUUCAGUUUACUCCCAUUCACCCAGGAAGAGUGCAGCGGCCUCAGUGGUGUAUAUGCUGGUCACCCCUAUGCUGAACCCCUUCAUCUACAGCCUGAGGAACAGGGACAUCAAGAUAGCCCUGGAGAGGGUCCUCAAGAGAACAUCAUAAUAUCCAUAUUGUUCCUUCUUUUUAGGUUUGUGAAUAAGAAAGCACAGAAAACCAAAUAUCUGGGAAUUAAGUUAUGCCUAUUUGGUCACAGAAUUUUUCAUAGCUCUUAUGUUUUUAUUCUUUCUUCAUGUCUCAUAUCUGUUCAUGGCUCCUUUGGCAUGUGUUUUUGUGGCUACUGUUGGACUCUGGUGAUUAGGAUAUGUUAUUUAUCUGUCAAGAUUUUAUUUCCUCAUUUAUAGUCAUAUUUAGUUUAACUUAUAUCACUUUAGGAUUUACAAAUAAUGUAUGUACAUGGUAAAUUCCCUACAAAUAUAGAUAUCUUCAUUGUGAUCACCUACUCUAAGGAUAUUCCAUUGAAGAAAUUAUUUGAACUUAUACUACAUUUUAUCCUGUAUAUCUGACAAACUGUUAUAAAUUAAUGGUUUUACAAUUUGAAC
Messenger RNA from Choloepus didactylus (southern two-toed sloth), 1714 nucleotides. Its product is annotated as olfactory receptor 18-like. Bases 447 to 1277 code for a protein of 276 amino acids. The transcript has a single exon. Gene Ontology annotation, biological process: G protein-coupled receptor signaling pathway. Gene Ontology annotation, molecular function: olfactory receptor activity; G protein-coupled receptor activity. The record is from RefSeq and is a predicted model, not a curated record. NCBI's taxonomy places the organism in Eukaryota, Metazoa, Chordata, Mammalia, Pilosa, Megalonychidae. Gene Ontology annotation, cellular component: membrane.